CAUCUGUCGUCUUUGCCAUUCUCACAUCCCCGUUCUCUCCCACGUCCAAUCUCGCUGCCAUCCACUGCCUCAUCACAUGCCCUCUCGCCGCCGGAGAUCAGUCACCCCUCGCGAUCCCGACCGCGCCGCGCGCGCCGCCCAACUCGGGCUACGGAUCGCGCAUAUCGGCACGCUGGCAUUCACUGCGGCCAUCUUUGCGUAUCUCACCUCGCUCUUCCGUCUCGCCCUACUGUCGACAGCGGUAGCAUGGGCGUUUGCCGCGUCCGUGAUCGUCCUUGCCGCCAAGCUUCUCGCCGAACGGCCUAGUGCCGCACGCAGAAGACGUCGCGCACGCGUCUGGGCGAGCGUCCACGCCCUCAUCCGCGAUGGUGUGCGCAUGAUUUCGUGUGCGUCCGGGCGCGCUGCGGCCGGCAUGGCCAUGUCUGUGUCGUCGACGCUCGCGUCCCCGCUCGUCAGCCCGGCCAAGGGUGCCCUCUCUCUCCCGGACGAGACCAAGCUCGACGAGGCGCUGUCGCCUGCAUCCGGCGCGACACUGUCACCCCCCACCCCGCCCAAGCUCACGCCGACGGUGUCCGCGUCCGAGUCUGAAGCGGGCGCCCGCGCAGAGGAGCUGCUGGGCGUGCUGGCUUCCUUCCCCGUGGCGCUGCACCACCAUAUUAUUGGGCUGCGCGCGUUGCCGCAUCCCCCGCUCAUCGACCUUCUCCCGGCCGGAUACUUGUCCUCACUGAAGCGAACUGAUGCGCGCGUGCGCUUUGCGGCGAGCCACGCUGGGCCGAGCGGAUCGGGAUCGCCGCAUACCGCCAAGAAUGGCAUCGCGAAUGGCGUCGAAAAGGACGGCAGCGACGACGAGAGCGACGGCGGGCUGGGCGCGCGCCCAGCGAAAAAAUCGAAUCUUCAGACACCUUAUCCUGCAAAUCUCCCGCUCUCGCUUCUGCGGCUCAUGGAGGCGUACAUCCUCGGCCUUGGCGGCCUGCCUGCUGAGCGGGGCGGAUGGACUGCGGUGCAGACUGAACGCGCACUCGACGUCGUCAAGGGCCUCAACGUUCAGCUCUCCAUCGCGGAGGGUGUCUACGACGAACCACCACCACUGAUCGAUGUCCGGCUGUGCCUCAACAUUGCAUUGGCAGUUCUGCCUCUGUGGCUGGCGACGGUUGUGCGCGGCUGGAUGGCAGUGCUGCUGACGAUUGCGGUGUCUUCAUGGGCGAAAUUUGUGCUGGAGCCUGCACUGACUGAGCCUGAUCCUGCUUCCAAUAACCAUCCUCUUAAAUGCACCACGCUCCAGACAGUGCACGAGGCCAUUGACACCUGUCCCGCCCUCGCAAGGUAUUACCGUGCACGGCUUGUCGCGCGCGUGGGUGCCGACGCCCCAGAGGUCAACGAGCACGACCGACGUAACCGGCGCGACCGGGACGAGUGGCUGCCGACUUUUAGUUGAGAGAUAUACGCGAUCUUGGGCUUGGGCAUGGGUGGGGUAAAUGUAACUAGUAGUAUAAGGAUAUGUAUGUUUCUGUUUCUAG
This is a messenger RNA of Cutaneotrichosporon oleaginosum, 1517 nucleotides long. RefSeq lists its product as uncharacterized. Lineage: Eukaryota; Fungi; Basidiomycota; Tremellomycetes; Trichosporonales; Trichosporonaceae. The record is from RefSeq and is a predicted model, not a curated record.